Messenger RNA from Agrilus planipennis (emerald ash borer), 848 nucleotides. Its product is annotated as trypsin-7-like. Gene Ontology annotation, molecular function: serine-type endopeptidase activity. The transcript has 5 exons. Lineage: Eukaryota; Metazoa; Arthropoda; Insecta; Coleoptera; Buprestidae. The coding region runs from base 1 to 777 and encodes 258 amino acids. Gene Ontology annotation, biological process: proteolysis. The record is from RefSeq and is a predicted model, not a curated record.
AUGAAGGUUGUUCUGCUUAUUACUUUAGUUUCCCUUCUACUGGUUAAGCGGAUUACGUUGUUGUUAGGAAUCGGGGCCCUACCUAGACAAUUUGAUAUCGCUGAAGAUGAAAACAUUUUCCGUACAUUGCACAAUUAUGUCUUAAUAAUCAAUUUGCGUGUGGGGCCUGUAUUAUUUCACCAAAGUGGGUUCUCACCGCAGGACAUCUAUGGGUAUAGGGAACUUAUAGACAACAUUACAUUACGUGUGGGUGCUACCGAGUUCGAUCAAACAGAAAACGAAGCAAUUACUCUAGCAAAGUUAUACAUUCACCCCUUAUACAACGAUACAACGGUAGACUAUGAUAUUAGCAUUCUCCUGCUGAAUAAAAAUCUUGCAUUUGGAAAAAAAAUUAAUUCAGUUGCUUUACCACUACCCAACGUUGUUUUACCUGCGGGAACCAUGGCUACCGUUGUCGGUUGGGGAAUGUUAACCGUUGAAGGUGCUCUUCCGACACAAUUGCAGGUAGUAACGUUACCCAUUAUUUCCAAUGAGGAAUGUGCUCGUCGUUACGUCGGCAGUAACGAUACCUGGGUUUUUGAUAGAAAUUUAUGUGCCGGUUAUCCACAAGGAGGAAAAGACGCUUGUAAUGGUGAUUCUGGGGGACCACUGACAGUGAACGGUGUACUUUAUGGAUUGGUAUCUUCCGGUACAGCUUGCGCUGAUGCCAGAUUUCCAGGAACCUACACCAAUGUUUCAAGUGUACGCUCCUACAUCACAUCAAUUACAGGACUGUGAUUGCAUGGGUUUGAUAACAUACUACUGAAUGUGUAAUUUAUUAUUAUCAAUAAAAAACGAGUGUUAAAGCA